Cannabis sativa is the source of this 1005-nucleotide messenger RNA. RefSeq lists its product as uncharacterized. The transcript has a single exon. The coding region runs from base 1 to 1005 and encodes 334 amino acids. NCBI's taxonomy places the organism in Eukaryota, Viridiplantae, Streptophyta, Magnoliopsida, Rosales, Cannabaceae. The record is from RefSeq and is a predicted model, not a curated record.
AUGGGUGAUUUGUAUACAAGUUUAUUUCAAGGUUGCUGCUUCACUAAUAAUAACCCUUGGCUAGAUAAAGGGAGAAUAAUAGUUGAUUGGCAACCAAAUGUUUAUUCUGUAGACAUUGGUCUUUGCACAAGUCAACUUAUUCAUUGUACUGUUAUUCCAAAACAGAGAGUGGGGAAAUUUCAAGUUACUUGUGUGUAUGGCUUCAAUGAUGAAAAAAGAAGGGAAGAACUAUGGACUGAAUUGGAAGGCUUGGCCACUAACAUUGCAGAACCAUGGCUGGUGUGGGGUGAUUUUAAUGAGAUUCUCUUUGCUAAUGAGAGAAUUGGUAGAAGAGCUCAUGUUGUACCUUCUCAGAGAUUUAAGGAUUGUAUUUCACAAUGCAACCUUGAAGAUCUGAAAUAUUCUGGGGCCUUUCUCACAUGGAAUAACAAACAAAAGCCAGAGGAGAGAAUUUAUUCAAAAAUUGAUCGAGCCAUGAUCAAUCCUUGUUGGAUGAAUUUUUUCUCUAGCUCAGAAGCGGUUUUUUUGCCUGAAUUGUCAUUUGAUCACUCUCCCAUUCUGGUCUCUAUUUACAAGGAUUGCAACACAGGGAAGAAGCCAUUCAGGUAUUUUAAUAUGUGGAAGCUUGCUCCUCAAUUCGAAAAUCUGGUGGCAGAUUCUUGGCAUCCUGGAAUUAUGGGCUCGAGAAUGUAUCAAGUGGUCAGUAAGUUGAGGAGGUUGAAGGAUGUGUUAAGGAAGUUGAAUAAAGAGGGCUUUUCGGAAAUUCACAAGGAGGAUAUAGCAGCCAGGUUAGCCCUUGCAGAUAUACAAACAAGAUUAAACAAAGACCCGAUGAACAUGGAUUUGAUAGAAGAGGAACAUAGAGCUCAUCAACAUUACAUAGAGGUACAUAAAGCUUAUUCCCUUUUUAUCACUCAAAAAGCUAAGCUUAAUUGGGCUAAAUAUGGAGAUGAAAAUUCAGCAAUGUUUCAUGCUUCAUUGAAAGCUAGAAGAAUACAAAAUUAA